GUCUGCCUCAGAGCACUGGUAACACGUUACGUGUCGCAAACAUUUAACCAACGUCAAUAUAACAGUGUACAAAAUAGAGAUAUAAAAUAGCCAUUUCAAUUUGUCGAUUGUGCCAAGCACGUCUUUUAUUAUAGAAUAUUUGAAAAAACGUGAAUUUAAGUUGUUUAGGAGAUAAUUAAGGAAGAGCGCGUCCGAAAGAACAACUAUCGUUCCACAAUGCUGAAGUUAGCGGUUACGGUGUGUUUGGCGAUAUCAGCUGUGAACUGUCAAUGUUUCUACAAAGAUGACACGUCGAAGAAGUUGGAUCCUGAAGCAAGGACGUUAUUGUACAAGGGGCAGUUGGAAUUUACUUUGAACCUCUUCAACGUUAUCAAUAAAGCAGUUCCUGAUGACAAUAUCUUCUUUUCACCUUUCUCCGUAUACCAUUCGCUGUUGCUCGCUUAUUUCUCUUCUAGCGGUCAGACGGAAGAAUCUCUAGGGAAAUCUCUACAAAUAGCUGAAAAACUGGACAAAAUAAACCUAAUGACAGCCUACAAAGUGGACAAGCGGUCUCGACUGCUGAACAAUAACAGCGACAGCUAUGAGUUCACUAGCGCUAACAAGUUGUUUACCGCUAAAGAACUGCAAGUCCGGAAGUGCUUGCUCGACUUGUUUGGGGAAGAACUCGAGACAAUGAACUUCAGAGACAAUCCCCAAGAAGCCCGAGAAUACAUCAACAAAUGGGUGUCAAAGGUCACGAAGAACAACAUCAAUGACCUUAUUCCUGAGGACGGAAUCUCUCAGUCUACAAAACUGGUGCUGGCCAAUGCUGCUUACUUCAAGGGCGUGUGGGCAUCCAAGUUCCCUGCCGAGCAAACUAAGAAACAGGCUUUCUUCGUCUCGGAGACCAGACAAACUCUGGUGCCUUUUAUGAAACAGAAGGGAACUUUCCAUUAUAUGGUUAGUGAUGAUCUGGGCGCGCAGAUUUUGGAGCUACCGUACAAAGGCAAUGACAUCAGCAUGUACAUCCUUCUGCCACCAUAUUCCAUGAAGGAAGGAGUAACAAACAUAAUCGCAAACCUGACCCCGGAGCGACUAUCCGCUGUAGUGGAAGAGAGCUACAUGGGUCGUGAAGUCGUCGUCGAGAUUCCCAAGUUCACCAUUGAAAGAAGCCUUCCACUAAAAGAGGUGUUGGAAAAUCUGGGCGUUGGUGACCUGUUCAAUGGAACUGCUGAUUUUAGUUCGCUCACCGAGCAGAAAGUCAUCUUUGAUGAUGCCAUACAUAAAGCCAAAAUACAGGUCGAUGAAGAAGGUACUGUAGCGGCAGCCGCAACAGCGAUCUUCGGGUUCCGGUCUUCUCGACCAGCUGAGCCUACGUACUUCAAGGCUAAUUUCCCCUUCGUUUACAUCUUGUACGAGCGUCCUACCAACUCCAUUCUCUUCAUGGGCGUUUACAGAGACCCUAAAAAGUAGAUCUCAGUUAUAUUAAUAAAGAAGUUUAUAAGUGUUGCCUCUUGAGUGACGUGUGUUUUGAACGCAGCCGUAUUUGGUAUUAAAAAACAACCAGAAAUAAAUAAUGUUCUGUUUUUGAACGUUAGUUAAUGCAUUCGUAAAAAAAUGACAAGUGAGAUUUUUGUUGAUAUCCGGAAUAAAAAAAUACCAAAAAUUUACCAACCAUUUCAAAACUUAACACUAUUUUAAGGGUCCAGAGGUAACUUUCAAACUUUACACAGCAACAUUGUGACGUAUACUUUCUGUACAUCAACAAUGAGUUUACAGUGACUGUUGUCGCUUGCGACUGUGUAAAAUAUUUGACAUUUUGGUAUGAUACAGAACCUUUAGCGGUCACGAAAAGAAGUCACAUUUUUGUAUACAAUUUUUUGACGCGAUCGCUAGCGACAACUGUGCCUAAACCACGAGUUUACCGUGACAGUUGUUGCUAGCGACCGCGUAAAUUAGUUCACAAUUUUGUAUGGUAAAUUAUCCAGCGCCCCUAGCGGUCACAAAAGUGAAUUACAUUUUGUACACAAACAUUUCCACGCGGUCGCUAGGGAUAACUGUCCCUGUAAUCUCAUGGUAGAUGCACUGAUACUGUAAACUCAAUAGUAUGUAAACCAUACGACAUAAAGUAGAAGAUUGAUUAAAUCGCCAUCUGACUUUUCGUACCGUAUCAGUAUGUAAAGUAAUGAGUCGUAAGUCCUUGUAAUAAUCUUAAGUUGAACUUUCAUGAUCAACGUAUUGAGAUUUUCAGUUUGAGUUCAUAAGUAUUUUGAUAGUUUGUAUGGGGCCAAACCGUUCCAAAAUAUAUUUAUGGUAUUUAUAAAAUUGUUUUAAGCAAAUUUUAUACUGCUUUUGAAUUUGCGAGACGUAUUGUAGUACUGUUUGAUUCCGUAUUUUUAAGAUAUUAAUUUAAGAUU
Molecule: messenger RNA, 2396 nt
Organism: Hyposmocoma kahamanoa
Lineage: Eukaryota; Metazoa; Arthropoda; Insecta; Lepidoptera; Cosmopterigidae
Gene: serpin-6
Product: serine protease inhibitor 88Ea-like
Exons: 8
Coding region: 217-1452 (411 amino acids)
Molecular function (GO): serine-type endopeptidase inhibitor activity
Source: RefSeq, a predicted model, not a curated record